CCUCCAGGUUUCCAGGGGGCAUUGCAAAACUGGCAAGGUAUAUCCAUGACCGUGGACUAAAGCUGGGCAUCUAUGCAGACAUGGGCACUCACACAUGUAUGGGAUUUCCUGGCACCACACUGGACAAAAUUGAGCUAGAUGCCCAGACCUUUGCUAGCUGGGGGGUAGACUAUCUGAAGUUUGACGGCUGUUACUCAAAUCCUUUAGAACAAAUGCUGGGUUACCCUCUGAUGUCCAAGGCUUUGAAUGCUACAGACAGACCUAUAGCCUACUCCUGUAGUUGGCCUGUCUAUGUGGGAGGACUUCCACCUGCUGUGAACUACUCUCUGCUGGGGGAAAUUUGUCACCUAUGGAGGAAUUACUAUGAUAUCCAGGACUCAUGGGACAGUUUGCAAGGCAUUGUUGAGUGGUUCUCCAACAACCAGGAUGAUCUGCAGCCAGCUUCAGGGCCUGGACGAUGGAAUGACCCUGACAUGCUCAUCAUUGGAAACUUUGGUCUCAGUGUGGACCAAGCUCGCUCUCAGAUGGCUCUGUGGGCAAUAAUGGCUGCCCCUCUCAUCAUGUCUAAUGACCUUCGAAACCUGGGCAACAUUGAGAGAGCAAUCCUGCAAAACAAAGUGGCCAUUGCCAUCAACCAGGACCCCUUGGGUAUCCAGGGAAGACGCCUCUUGCAGGAGAAGAGUCGGAUUGAGGUUUACUGGAGGCCUCUAUCUCAUUCAGCCAGCGCCCUUGUGUUCCUGAGUCGUCGGACAGACAUGCCCCACCUCUACCACACCUCCUUGGCUAAACUCAACUAUGAUGCUGGCAACUAUGAGGGCUAUGAUGUGUUUACUGGCUUGACUGUGAGGGGGUUGAACGCCACCUCAGAGUUUACACUCUCCAUCAAUCCCUCAGGUGUUGUCAUGUGGUACGUCUACCCAGAAAAAGAGUCCAAACAGGCUGUCCUGCCCCACUACCGGCACAACAAAGGCUCUCAAUUCACAUUCCACAAAGCUAAUGCUGGGCAUCAUACUGUGUUAUGAGGGAUUUUAUAGAACCAUUUACAAUGCUGACGGGCUCAAUGAAAGCUAUGUGAACUUGAUCUUGACUUAUCGUUGAACAGAUGUUCUACACUGAUGUGUUUUCUUGAAACCAAUUCUUUAAUGUUGUGUUAUUUGUUUGCCAUUUCCUUAAAAAUUAAUAAAAGU
This is a messenger RNA of Morone saxatilis (striped sea-bass), 1187 nucleotides long. RefSeq names its product alpha-N-acetylgalactosaminidase-like. Lineage: Eukaryota; Metazoa; Chordata; Actinopteri; Moronidae. Gene Ontology annotation, biological process: glycoside catabolic process; oligosaccharide metabolic process; glycosylceramide catabolic process. The record is from RefSeq and is a predicted model, not a curated record. Gene Ontology annotation, molecular function: alpha-galactosidase activity. Gene Ontology annotation, cellular component: cytoplasm.